GACGGUAGUCGGCCUAGCACCUCAUCAGGCUCGUUUUGGCGUCGAGCUUGAAUGUCUGAUUUCUCCACCCGGCAACUUCCCCUUUGCCAAAGAUCGGCGACGCGACUUCAAUGUCGCACAGUGGAUGGCGAUAUGCUGGCUUGGAUGGGCCAAUAAGAGAGUUCCGAAGCCGCCGUCAAUAUUGCUCUGUGAGCACCCCGUCAUACAAGGGACUCUCGCGAAACGUGCGCAAAGCGUCACCAGUUGGAAUAUCACGCAGGACCCCUCAGUGGAGGGCGGAGAUGAGACAAAAUUUUCGUACGAGUUCGUCUCGCCGAUAAUCACCACGCGCGCGAAAACGCAGUACGACAGUGCAUACUCCACGCUCAAGGACUUUUUUGACUUUAUGGGUGACCAUGGGUGCACCAUUGUGAACAACUCUAGCUGCAGUAUGCACGUUCACAUCAGCCCGGUGACCUCCGAGUUGUGGAAUAUUGAGUUCAUCAAGCGGAUUGCAUCUGCAGCUUAUUACUUCGAACCGGUCAUUCGCGCUCUUCUGCCGGAAGAUAGGCAGCUGGUGCCUGGCUUUGCGGCGGAGUUUCGAAGCCCUCAGCUGGCAUUCAUGUUUCCCAGGCCAGCAGUGUCGGCUAAGGCAUUGCCACCAACCCGGACCUGGUCGAAGUUGGGCAAUAAGCCGACGCUCGGAUCGAAAGAGAUCGUUGACAAGACGAUCUAUGUCGUCAAUCUGUCGGAGCAAGAUGUGAUAGACAACCUUCGCCACAUCAUGGACGGACAAUGCGACAGCAUCUGGAAAAUUCAAAGCUUUGUCCAUGCUUACUUGAGCCCCGAUAAAUACGGGGCAUGGAACUUUGUGAACAUGAGCAAAUACGACUAUUCCACCAUCGAGUUCCGCAAGCCACCUCCGGCAGAUGAUUAUGACACCGCGAUGGCCUGGGCCGACUUUGCAAUCGCUUUCGUUCUCGCCGCAACUCAGCUCGCCCAGCCAAGCCUGCAAGUAGCUGCACCCACGGAUAGUACUGCACAGGGGACGUCAAACUCGAAUGACAGCACUGCUCAAACGAAAGCAGCUCAGAUCAGCGAUGGAGCUCCGAAAAGAAGCCGCCCGAAAGCCCUGGAAUCUGAGGAUGUCAUCGGCAAGUUGCUGGGAUACGAGCUCAGCAUAGACGGGUUGAAAAAGUUCAUAUCGGCUUCUCGGCCCGCUUCUGAGGCUGGGAGGUCAGACGCUCUGGACAAGCUCUUCGCCGACCAUACGCAGGCCCAGAUUUUCACGUUUCCGCCUCUCGACCCCAAAGCACCCAAACCUGAAGGUUGGGACUCAUGGCAGGUGGGCGCAGAGGCUCAGAGUAAAACGGCGAAAGAGAACUCAUUGAUGAACGAAGAUGUGGCAUUAACGCUUUCAGAGGAGUUAUGGGCGGAACUGAAGAAACGAUAUCCCGGAUACUUCGGCACGCUGUGGCGGCUGCUGGUGGAGAAAGAGAUCAAGGCGAGACCAUCCAUGGACGACAGAGCAAAAACGAGCUACAGGGCUUCGCGCCAACGGGAUCAGCAAAACAGCCAGGCACAAUUAGCUGGGAUCAGGCCAGAGAAAUGGGGCUUCCCCAACAUCCCCUGGGAUAACUCGUACAUCGACGAGAUCAUCAAAGAUGGAGAUACGGCAAGAGCAGCUGCCAGUAUCACUACUCCAACCCCUGCUCCAACCUCCUCCGCGCCUCCCGCUCCUCCCGGCCCCACUGCUCCCACCGUCUCUAUCGCCCCUCUUGCGCCUAGCUCUACCAGCACCGUUGGCGCGAAGGGCACCACAGCGGUGUUCGUAACGAAGACGGACGAAAAUUGGAAGAUAAUGCAGGCAGCAUACCCCAACUACCUUGAUACACUGUGGCGGCUGCAGGUGGAGAAGCAUAUCAAGUUGAUGAAGCUGGUCGACAAAGACGAUGGAAACCGGUAUAGAAAGUUUUGCGAACAGAGGCGGAAUACCAACGGCGACAUCCGCUUUGCCAAAUCGCCCUCGGAGCUUGGAUGGGACGACUCCUGUAUCGAUGAAAUCAAAAAAGCCGGCCCCAGCAGUCAAACCUCCGCUCCCGGGAGCAACUCCAACACCACCUCUGCCAAUUCAAACACUCCCGCUGCCCAUAUCGCCAGUAGCAACACUCCUGCUGCUCAUACCACUAUUCCACCCGCCAACACCGCCCACCCCAAUUAA
Molecule: messenger RNA, 2200 nt
Organism: Neohortaea acidophila
Lineage: Eukaryota; Fungi; Ascomycota; Dothideomycetes; Mycosphaerellales; Teratosphaeriaceae
Exons: 2
Coding region: 125-2200 (691 amino acids)
Source: RefSeq, a predicted model, not a curated record